Messenger RNA from Capsella rubella, 867 nucleotides. Its product is annotated as glycine-rich cell wall structural protein-like. The transcript has a single exon. The coding region runs from base 1 to 867 and encodes 288 amino acids. NCBI's taxonomy places the organism in Eukaryota, Viridiplantae, Streptophyta, Magnoliopsida, Brassicales, Brassicaceae. The record is from RefSeq and is a predicted model, not a curated record.
AUGGGGAAAGCUUCUAAGCGAUUAGGGCUUUUGGGUUUAAUGCUUGUGGUGCUCAUUAUUGGAGUUGCGGAAUGUAGGAGACUUGAGAAGGAGACUUUGGGAGGUGGAGGUUUUGGAGGAGGUGCUGGUGCUGGAGGAGGAUUUGGUGGUGGAAAAGGAGGUGGUGGUGGUGUUGGGGGAGGUCAUGGCGGAGGUGCCGGUGGAGGAUUCGGCGGUGGUGCUGGAGGUGGCCACGGUGGAGGUGCUGGAGGAGGAUUAGGAGGAGGUCACGGUGGCGGUGCUGGAGGAGGAUUUGGCGGUGGUGCUGGAGGAGGAUUAGGAGGCGGUGCUGGAGGAGGUCAAGGUGGCGGUGCAGGAGGAGGAUUUGGUGGUGGUGCUGGAGGAGGCCAUGGUGGCGGAGUUGGAGGAGGAUUCGGUGGUGGUGCUGGAGGAGGCCAUGGUGGAGGUGCUGGAGGCGGAUUUGGCGGUGGAGGAGGACAAGGUGGCGGUGUUGGAGGAGGAUUUGGAGGUGGUGCAGGCGGAGGUCAUGGUGGCGGUGUUGGUGGAGGAUUUGGUGGUGGAGGUGGAGGAGGACACGGUGGUGGAGCUGGAGGGGGAUUUGGUGGAGGUGCAGGAGGUGGAGGAGGCCAUGGUGGUGGAGCUGGUGGAGGAUUUGGUGGUGGUGCAGGAGGUGGAGGAGGCCAUGGUGGAGGAGCUGGAGGAGGACACGGUGGUGGAGCUGGAGGGGGAUUUGGUGGUGGUGCAGGAGGUGGAGGCGGCCAUGGUGGUGGAGUUGGUGGAGGAUUUGGUGGCGGUGCAGGAGGAGGAGGAGGCCAUGGCGGAGGUUUUGGUGGUGGUGCGGGAGGAGGCCACGGUCGUGGGUUUUAA